AUGCUAGCUGUAAAUGAUAACUGGCGCAGUCCAGAGGCAUACUUCAGAGGCGAACUUAACAAACCUACAGACCUUUUCUCACUUGGUGCUAUGUGCAUCUAUGCGGUUCUCGGUCGCGUGGUAUUUGGACCUGACGAAGAUUUUAGAAUGCACGAAUCGAUGGGUACAUUGCCUGCUUUUAUCCGCCUCCAGCGUCAAGUUUCGUAUUUUGUUGAUAAAGUAGGCAUUGAUGAUCUAUUGAAGCAUAUCUCCGGUGAUCAGAUUGACUCUGAGAUCUUGCUGAUGCUCUGGGAAGAUAGAAAUGAGGAGAACAUCCCGUACAUCCCAUUCUCUGAGUGGCCAGAUGUUUGCGAUGUCGCGUUCAAACAUCUCAUUCGGGGGUUGACCUGCCUAGAUCCCACCAGACAAAUCACAGCACACCAGAUGUUACAGAAUGAAUGGUUUGCAGGUAUUAAGUGA
This is a messenger RNA of Penicillium robsamsonii, 459 nucleotides long. RefSeq names its product putative calcium/calmodulin dependent protein kinase. NCBI's taxonomy places the organism in Eukaryota, Fungi, Ascomycota, Eurotiomycetes, Eurotiales, Aspergillaceae. The record is from RefSeq and is a predicted model, not a curated record. The transcript is spliced from 2 exons. The coding region runs from base 1 to 459 and encodes 152 amino acids.